Salvelinus namaycush (lake trout) is the source of this 4654-nucleotide messenger RNA. RefSeq names its product zinc finger protein 395-like. Gene Ontology annotation, cellular component: nucleus. The record is from RefSeq and is a predicted model, not a curated record. The coding region runs from base 384 to 1802 and encodes 472 amino acids. NCBI's taxonomy places the organism in Eukaryota, Metazoa, Chordata, Actinopteri, Salmoniformes, Salmonidae. The transcript is spliced from 10 exons. Gene Ontology annotation, biological process: regulation of transcription by RNA polymerase II. Gene Ontology annotation, molecular function: DNA-binding transcription factor activity; RNA polymerase II cis-regulatory region sequence-specific DNA binding.
AACAGAUUAAAGAAAACCCGGACGUGUAUUUCAUUCCUUUUUAACAAAACUUGACACCUACAGCUAUAUUUUCACGCUAAAACUGUUUAACUGCCACUGAUGUAUCUAUUCAGUUGAGUCAAAAAUGUCAAGUAGACGGUUAUUUACGUCCGAGUACCGUGUAUGUAUGGUAUUUACUUGAUAAUGUUUUCGCAGAAGAAAAGCUCCAUUCCAAUCCUGCCCCUUAAUCCAUACCGGGUUUGGAUAUAACCAGCAUACAACCCUUUUUCAGGCAGGGAAAACAUCAUUUCAAGUUACAGCCGGUUAAAGCGAGCUUUAAGGAAGCUGGUGUGUUGAAUAUUGGCAGAGAUUUUCUGAGUCUACAGACAUUGUUACUGCCAACCAUGUUACCUAAGAGUCGUCUGGGGAAACGUUCCCCAUUAGGGGCGUUGGUGUGUACCUCCUGCCCCUCCAUGGAGAGCACAUUGGAGACAGGGGGUCAUGGGGACCCUGAGGGGGGUGUGGGGGGCCCAACCAUGGGAUCACCAGGGCCCCAGCAUCUCAGCAGAUUCAACAACAAACUACUUCCUGGACAGAAGGUGUAUGUGUUGUGUGGAGGGCGUGAGUGCACAGGGGUAGUGGAGCAACACAACCAUGUGGAUAAUGAGGUGGCUCUCCUACUGCCUGUCCUGGGACAGCAUGUCCUGAGGAAACUAGAGGACGUAUGGACCUGCCCCACCGUCCCGCCUCCACCUUCUACUACGACACAGGGCACAGGCAGACCACACCAAAUGUCCUCCUGCAUCGAUGUGCCCAGGAGGAGUGCGGAGUCUAUGGAUGAGAUGAUGGCAGCCCUGGUUCUGACCAGCCUGUCCUGCAGCCCUCUGGUCCCGAGCCCUCCUCAGAGAGACACAGUCACAGCAGGUUCUGCUGGUAUGGAGUGUGGAGGCGGGGAACUCUCAGACAGCGGCAGUAGUGGCUACUGGAGCUGUGACCAUGGCUACGGAAGCCCGGCCCCCUCUCCAACAAUCACAGAAACAGAGGGUCACAGCCUGGCCGUGCCCCCUGAUGAGGGAUUGGACAUGGAGCAGGUGCUGUUUGAUGAGCCAGCACCACGGAAACGCAGGAACUCAGUGAAGGUGGCCUACAGGUGUCUGUGGCCCAACUGUGGGAAGAUUCUGAAGUCUGUCGUUGGGAUUAAACGUCACAUCCGUACCCUGCACCUGGGCCAAGUCAGUGAGCAUGAGCGUUGCUCCUGCAGCGAGGAGGACUUCUACUACACAGAGAUACAUCAGCGGGAGCCGCGGCCUCUCACCCGACCUCUAGGGGUCUCUACCCCCAGCACCCCAUGGCUGGCCUGCACCUCCCCCCCCAGCCCCUCUCCCGCUGGCGUAGGACCAGGAGCUGGAGGAGACUCCCCCACAGAAGUGAGCCCCCAGCUCAGCCAGUCUGCCCCCUCCACCCCGGACUUCUUCUGGCAGGUCCACUCUGAGCACUCCUACCAGGUUCCAGUCCAGGUGGUGGCUCCACCUGUCUCGGUCUCCUACUCAUGCCAUUGUACCACACCUACCUCAACCCCCCACCCAAGACAGGGUGCGUCGUUCCGUGUGAGGUCAGUCAGUGUGGGAGAACAGUGGCUGCAGCAGCACAGUGCCCCCAUCAGACCACACCCUGUCAGCACCUCUCCCCAACGCAGCCACUGGUCCACAAGGAGGAUCCGUGGCGAGGCGAAGAAGUGCCGUAAGGUGUACGGCAUUGAGCACCGGGACCAGUGGUGCACCGCCUGUCGCUGGAAGAAAGCCUGCCAGCGCUUCCUCGACUGAACCCCUCACAGAAGAGAGGGAUGAAGAGCGAGAGAAAGAAAGAUGGAGCAGUCACCUCUUCGAGUGAAGACUGAGGAAAGAUCUGGGGGUCAACCAGUGGAGCACCAUGUACGUUGGUGUUUAUUUCUUUCUUUAAAAAAAACUUUUUGGUCAUUUUUACCACUUUACUAAAAGUUUUAUGAAUUUUGUUCAUGUCUUUGACAACUUCGGGUUCUUGUGCGUUGGUGCUCAUGGUGAACUCUGUGGGGGGCAGGCAGCUAAAUUACCUAUGACUGGUAACCUAUGACCUUUACCAGAAGCAUAGUUUUGCAUCUCAGUUCCCCUGUCUUCCUGCCCAGGGAGGGGCUAUAAAGGAAGUGGAAUGUGAUCCUCUCUUCCAAAUCUUUGGCUAUAACUUAUAAACAGCAGCUCUUCUAUACCCAGCAGCUAUAUAGGGGAUGUCUAUAGAUCUAUGACAUCAUGCCGUCCAUAACUUGGCUUGGAAACAAGGCUUGCUGCCUGUUGCCAAUUGUGGGCCUGAGCCAGGCAGGUGCUGAGCAGAAUAUCUGAUCUGUAAAUUAACCUAACUUCCAAACGCCUGGGCAAAAACAGAUCUGUAUGAUACAAAGGUUAACCGAUCCAUCAGGCUUUGGCUUCCUGUCUGUGUAUGCAGUGGACAAUGAUGGCAAGGAGAAGAAAGUAAAGUGAUACUAGGAGGGAGCCCUAUGUGACAGAGGUGAAGCUUCACAAAAUACUUAGAUCCUGUAAAUAGCAUGCUUGUUACCAUGUCAGAGAAGAGUUGCUGUCAACUUGCUCAUUUAUUUGUUAUAAAGUAUUGAGUUUCAUUUAUACCAGCUCUUGUCAAUUGCAUAUAGUGCACAGAUUGGCUGAGAGAAGCCCCCUUGACCUAUAGGAUUCCAUCUGCUCAUGAUCUACCAAGCGCUGGUCGGUAACCAGGAAGUUGUGUCCUAAACAUUGAGAAUGGAUUGGAGGAGAAGUAAAAUGCAGAUUUGGGAGUCAUUAGCCCAACCUGUCUGAUGUUAUAAGCCAUUUAUUCCUGCAAACUUGUAUGUAGCUUUUUUUUUUGUUGGCUUUUUUAAGGGAACCAAAAAAUAUUUUGGGGCGAUGUCAAAUAUGUUAAUUUGUAUUGUGUUUCGUUAUAUUAUCCAGCAAUGUUGUCUAUAUUUUGCAACUUGUCGUUUUUCUAAGGUGUGUUAAAUACAAUGUUCCGCCAAGAAUUACCAUGUGGGAUAUAGGAAUCAAUUCACAUACUCUAGACCAAUCAGAAUUUCACUUCUCUGAGCACGAUGUAACCAACUGUUAAAGUUAAGGACCCAGUAUCUCAUCCUUGUUGUUAGCAGCUACGGUAGCUAUCCUUUCUGGUAUGCCUUAAAGUCUUCUUAGUUACACCAGAAAUAGUCUAUAAUAUAGCCUCGUAACAGACUUUGGUUAUGCUAACGGAUAUCAUUUCAGAGCACUAGUCUAUAAUUAAAGAGACACUAUGACAGAAUAGGACAUGAAAGUAUUGGUUCCCUUUAAAACAUGGAGGUCAUUGGCAGCUUUGGUCUCCUACUCACAUCGUUGUAAUAAAAUGAGCCAUUUGUAUAAAUAUAUUUUGUCAGGAAUCUAUCUCCAUACACUUGCCAUAUGCUUGGCUAUCCAACACUCCAGUACCAGCCUCAGUACUGCUGAGACACUAACUGAAUGAUGUUAUCGAGGUUCCAGGUUUGAUGUGGAAUGUGCCACGUGGUGCCAAUAAUAAGAACUAAAAUAUGGUGCCAGGAUUGAGUCUGAAAACAUUUACAUGGCUAAGUGCUUAUCUAGAAUGAUAUGCUGCUCAAGGGCAUUGUGGCCCUGAACCCUUGUCACUCUGCCACUUAUUGUAAAUUAACAUGCAUAAACAGAUGUUUCAUAUGUUAAAACCCAAAAUGCUUGAAUGCUUGUUUAUUGAAACUAUGUGUUUCUACUCAUAAAAAAAACAACUAAUGUUUCCUUGCAGUAAGCCAAUGAAUCCACAGAAGCAAAAAACAGUUAUAUAUUGUGUUAUGUAUAGGUAACUGCCAAAAUAAUGGAAACACUUGAGUAAAUGAGGGAUACAAAGUAUAUUGAAAUCAGAUGCUUCCACAAAGGUGUCGUUCCUGAGUUAAACAAUUAACAUCCCAUCAUGCUUAGGGUCAUGUAUAAAAUGCCCAGUUUCCCAUUGUUUUGGCUACCAUGGCUAGAAGAGGAGAUCUCAGUGACUUUGAAAGAGGGAUCUUAAAGGUGCAUAGAGGGUUUAAAGUGUGUGUGUGUGUCUCUCAGUCACCAGAUUUUAAACCAAUUGAAUAAUUAUGGGAGAUUCUGGAGCAUCGCCUGAGACAGCGUUUUCCACCACCGUCAACAAAACACCAUGAUGGAAUGGUGCCGCAUCCCUCUGAGUUCCAGACACAUGUAGAAUGUAUGUCAAGGUGUAUUGGCGCUGUUCUGGCGGCUUGUGGUGGCCCAACACCCUAUAAGACACUUUGUUGGUGGUUCCUUUAUUUUGGCAGUUACGUGUAUGUACUGUACCUGGAGAAAGACAUUACCUUUGAAUAAAGUAAUUGUUUUAUUAUGAUGCACUAUUUUUAUAUGGAAUCUGGAAUGUUUUGGUCUUUUUGAUGUUGAAAUAUGCUUGAUAAGGAUUAAGCCUGUCUCUAGUAGUCUUGUUUUUAUUCUCCUUUUUCAAAUCUUGGCCUCAAUUUAGAUGUAAAGUUAUACACCUUUCCAUGUUGAGUUGUGAGCCUGCAUCUAUACAGAUAUUUUAUUUGAUCAAGAGAGGACUUUUAUUGUUAUUAUACAAGACAUUAUUGGUGUGGACAUUUUUGUUUAAUAAAUGGAGCAUUGUGGGAUUCAUA